AUGAGCGGCGCGGAAGGCACGGAGAGCAGCCCCGAGGCCCCGGACGACGGCGUCCCGGGAGGCGCAGCGCCGCAGGUGACGGCGGGGCCGGGUGAGGGCCCCCGGGAGUCCUCGGCGUCCCCGGCGCCCGGGCCCGCGGAGGAGGGCGGCGAGCCACGGUCGGCCGCUAACCGCGGCCCUCCAGCCCAGCGCCCCGACGGCGCCCGUGCCCUGGUGUUUCCCGACGGCCAGGGCUCCGGGUCUGAGGUGACGACCGGGCCGGAUCCGGAGUCAGCGGCGGGAAGGAAGUCCGAGGAGGCGGCGAUGGAGGUGGAGCCGAAGCCGGUGGGUGUAGAAAUGGACGUGGUGGAGGGCGAGGCGGCAGGGCCGUGGCGCCUGAGCUGGGAUCUCCGCAUGAACCCCCUGGAGGCCAUCCAAGUGGAACUGGACACAGUGAACGCCCAGGCGGACAGGGCCUUCCAACAGCUGGAACAGAAGUUCGGUCGGAUGCGUCGACACUACCUGGAGCGGAGGAACUACAUCAUUCAAAACAUCCCCGGCUUCUGGAUGACUGCCUUUCGGAACCACCCCCAGUUGGCCGCCAUGAUUAGGGGUCGGGAUGCAGAGAUGUUAAGGUACAUAACCAAUUUGGAGGUGAAGGAACUCAGACACCCUCGAGCUGGCUGCAAGUUCAAGUUCUUUUUUCGUAGAAACCCUUACUUCAGAAACAAGCUGAUCGUCAAGGAAUACGAAGUCCGAUCCUCUGGCCGAGUGGUGUCUCUUUCCACUCCGAUCAUAUGGCGCAGGGGACAUGAACCUCAGUCCUUCAUUCGCAGAAACCAAGACCUCAUCUGUAGCUUCUUCACCUGGUUUUCAGACCACAGUCUUCCAGAAUCCGACAGAAUUGCGGAGAUUAUCAAAGAGGACCUGUGGCCAAAUCCACUGCAGUACUACUUGUUACGUGAAGGAGUCCGUAGACCCAGACGUCGGCCAAUAAGGGAGCCAGUGGAGAUUCCUAGACCCUUUGGGUUCCAGUCAGGUUAACCUUUGCUAUCUGGGAAACUGCUGCGGAGCCCCUCCUACAUUGCUUGGGCAAGGGCAGUGGGCGUGACUCCCCCAUCCCCUUAACCUUUCUGCCUCCUGUUUGCUAAGGACUUAGCUCAGCUCUCUCAAGAUAGAGACUGUACAUGCUUCUCCCACUUUCACAUGGCCUUCAUGCUGGCAGAUCUGUACAAGUGUCAAACGCUGCAUGACAUGGUUCAUACCACCGUCUAGACUAAGCAAAUGAUAGGCAUGGCACUGUCUUUUACACUGUUUGAACCAUUUUUCUCAUAGUCUGGCUGCAAUUAUCUGGAUUUCUAACUUGGUCUAAGGGCCCCAUUUCUACUCCUGCUCUGCAUCUGAUAGUAUGGGCACAAGGUUUGUGGACAGUUACUGGGCAUUAAUGAUGUCAAGAGAAAACAACUGAGCUACUUUCAGUAUGAUUCUUGUCAGUACACGACUUCCUGCACUCCUGGUUACCUUCUAAUGUCCCAUUGGCUGUUGUUUUGGUCCUUUGUUCCUACUCCUCCUCUCUUGUGUGUUUUUAGAUAACGUUAGUUCAGAAACAGCUAUAAAGGCAGCCUUUUUAGUGUAUUUUGAUUGUAUUUCCAAAGGAUAUUUGUAAUUUAGACUGUAGAGUUGAUUGCCCCUUCUGCAAAUGAUAUCUACCUUAUAAUGGAAGUAAAGAGUGCCCUAAGCAGGGGAAAUGGGACUGAAAAGGCUAAAGGCAGAAAUGCAACAGAUAAGAUAAACAUAGGGCUGAAAAUGAAGAUUGAGCUUGAAGUCUUAGUCUGUAAUGGCAAUUGAGGGAGAAGUGUUUCCUCAUAAUUGCAGUAGAAAAAUUGGUGGGUAUUUGAAGUGCAAAUUUGGGAUUUUUCUUCUCUUUAUAUGUGACAUGUAUAUGGGAGAUUAAUAUUGUGCCCUUAUUGCACUGAUAUUUAGGAAAAUAUUUGUAGUUUCUUACUGGGGGAAUUUCAUUUGCUUUCACUUGGGAACAUUUGGAAGAAUAACAGUCUUUUCUGUGUGUUAUUGAGACUAAGGUGAAUAUUUAUGACAGGUUUCAACUAGUUUUUGUUAAACCAAACACUUAAACAUAGUUUAGAUAACUUGGUCUUUAUCAGAUAUGUUAAAUUGUCUUCAUGAAAAAAUAACAACACAAAUGUGGCUUAAUUGAUUGCCUUGAUAGUUUGCUCAGGUAACAAUGUAGUAAUGCAUAUGCCUCUUCAUAAAUUGUGCAAUACUUAUAAGAUUACUCUGCCAAAUUAGAAGUGUGUACUGUUGGCAUGGUUGUCUUCCUUUAUAUGCAUGAUGGGAAAUAAAGCAUGCCAUUCAGCUA
Molecule: messenger RNA, 2356 nt
Organism: Jaculus jaculus (lesser Egyptian jerboa)
Lineage: Eukaryota; Metazoa; Chordata; Mammalia; Rodentia; Dipodidae
Gene: Tspyl1
Product: TSPY like 1
Exons: 1
Coding region: 1-1023 (340 amino acids)
Biological process (GO): nucleosome assembly
Cellular component (GO): nucleus; chromatin
Molecular function (GO): histone binding; chromatin binding
Source: RefSeq, a predicted model, not a curated record